AUGUCUCAGCUCGAUCUCAUUCGAAUCGAAAAUUCAAUCAAUAAAGGGCCCCUUUCAAAAAAUUGCCCCCGUAAGAUUAUAAUUCAAGAAAUCCAUGACAAAAUUUCGAUUGGACGCAUGAAUUUGAACGAUCCGCCUCACAUUCCAAUAGAGAGCCAUGAUUCAAUAGAUAUUAUUGCCGAAAAGCAUGCAGAGAUACGAAAAAUUUUUGGCCAAAAUUUUGUAGUCUACGACCUGAGCACUACUGGAACUUAUGUCAAUUCCAAACGUGUGAAAAAAUAUGCGGUUCUGAAAUCGAAGGACAUUCUAGCAUUUGGAAAACCUCUCACCCCUUCAACUACCUCGGGAAUACCAACCAACUCGCCUCUUCCGUGUCCAGUAUUCGAGGUAAAAAUCGGAAGCUCCUUGCAAAAGAAGGAUCAAAAUAUUGGUUUCCAUUCCGGUAGCUUGGAUGAGCUACCCUGGUUGGAUGAUCGUAUGUGCGACCUUCUUUUUGACAAGACUUCGGAAGUCAUAUCAGAGAACAUUGCCAUCACAAACUUGUACCAACAGUCAAGAUCUAAAUUAGAGGCAAUCUCCAAAUGGAAAGAAAGUUGGAUCAAUAUUUAUCUCUUCAUUCCCGAUGGAAUCGGUCCCGCUAAGCGUGUUAAUGCACUUGGAAGCUCCCUGAAUGACCUCUUGGAAGUGUUAGACAAAAGGCCACACGUCCCAGUUAUUCAAUACCACUACUUCAAUGCGUCUGAUUUAUCUGAAAAUAAAGCUGACACAAUGUUUACCCUAAAAAAUAUAAUCAUGCCGUUGUUCCAGAACUUUGAACCCAGGGAAAGUGUGCUGGAUUGUAUGGUAUUCUUUGUGGAUCUAGAGGCAUCAUUUGAACACGCAAUAAAGUACAUAAUUGACUUCGUGAAUUAUGAACAAGCCCUAUUAAUUGUCCUUAUUCAUGAUGUUCGCUCAGCUUUCAAGACUAAAACGGAGUGUAUUUUGGAAUUUCUGCGACGAUUAGGUGGUUACUAUAAAUCUGGUUUUAUAUGGACACAUGGAAAAUGGAGAAUUUGGUGUGUCGACCGCGGAUGUGAUGAAAGCAUCGACCUUCGGGACAUGCCCCUUUGGUCACCUGAAAGGACUUCUCCAGAAAUGUUUUAA
Messenger RNA from Rodentolepis nana, 1143 nucleotides. The record is from the annotation of a GenBank genome assembly. Lineage: Eukaryota; Metazoa; Platyhelminthes; Cestoda; Cyclophyllidea; Hymenolepididae.